Geodia barretti is the source of this 383-nucleotide messenger RNA. NCBI's taxonomy places the organism in Eukaryota, Metazoa, Porifera, Demospongiae, Tetractinellida, Geodiidae. The record is from the annotation of a GenBank genome assembly.
CCCCCAGCCGCCAGUGCGUCCGGAGCAUCACCCGCAGUGACUGCACCGACAUCAGGUCCCACAUCAACACCUCUAGGCUCCAUCCCAGUAUAUACCUGCAUCGCUGGCAGCGCUGCCACUGUUCUCCCUUGGCCAUUCUGUCUCUGGCAGAGCAGCUGCAGCCACAGCUACUACAACUAUGGCAACCGCCCCAGCUAUCGCAGCUCUGCUUCCAACUGCCAAGCCACCUGGAGAAGGCGCAGUAGUGCUAUCGUCAGCCCUGCCUCCAAUCGGAGCCAAGCUAGUACAAAAGAUCAGGUCACAGCAAUAUGUGGCAAUGAAAGAGCUACUCUCUGACAACAUGGCACUACAUAGCCAGCUCGAGGACCUACCAUCUCAGACAG